AUGUUUAAAGACGACGCGGACGAUAAUAGCAGUGAAGAAAAUGUGGUGGCCCCCGAUAUGAAGCCUUUCGAAAAACGGGGGUUCACAGUAGGCAAUUUUGCAUUUUACCCAGGAUGGACAGAACGUUUCAACACAGAUAAAGUGAGAAGAAUCAUAGAAACCACAAUCAGAGACGAAAUGACUUUCGAGGAAUACAGUGAGAACUUCGCAGCAACUGUUUGUGUGAAAAUCGCAAACCACGUGAGAAAAGAGGUGAAAAGUGUGGUGAACCCCAAAUUUCGGAUUGUGGUGCAUGUGGUGGUCGGUGGGCUCCUGAACGGGUUGGGAACGACUGGGGCUGUCAGGUGUCUCUGGGAUCCCAAAACGGACUCUAUGAUUUUCGAUACGAUGGAGACUGAUAACUUUUUCUGUUGUGUUAGCGUGUUUGGCAUUUAUACCCAAUAG
Molecule: messenger RNA, 444 nt
Organism: Nilaparvata lugens (brown planthopper)
Lineage: Eukaryota; Metazoa; Arthropoda; Insecta; Hemiptera; Delphacidae
Product: dynein light chain Tctex-type protein 2B-like
Exons: 1
Coding region: 1-444 (147 amino acids)
Biological process (GO): microtubule-based movement
Cellular component (GO): cytoplasmic dynein complex; cytoplasm
Molecular function (GO): dynein intermediate chain binding
Source: RefSeq, a predicted model, not a curated record